This is a messenger RNA of Serendipita indica DSM 11827, 1152 nucleotides long. Lineage: Eukaryota; Fungi; Basidiomycota; Agaricomycetes; Sebacinales; Serendipitaceae. The record is from the annotation of a GenBank genome assembly.
AUGUUGCCCUUUCUCCUCCCAAAUCACUCCCUCGGCGCAAACGGGACCCUUCGACACGUCUCAAAGGCUCUAAAAAGAGCUUCACGAAUACGGUGUAUCGACCAAAGGGUUGCGAUCCCGUCGAGUUCGCGAAACUUUGCCAGCGAGGCUGAUGAAGACGGCGAGGAUGAAUCUUCUGAGAUUCAGACCCCUGUUGAACGAUCUGGAGAACAUCUACGCUGGUUGAGAAGCCAUGAAGGCCAAUCGUUUCGACGUCCUCGAGAAGAUGGGCCCAACUGGCUGGGUGGCUCUGUUCCUUUUCCUCUUAACCCAUCCUUUAAACCGCCGCCUCCCAUCACCGACAAGCUACGAACCGAAAUUUUCAAUAAGCAUUUGGAAAAGGGAAAGACCGAAGAAGAGCUUAGCAGCGAAUAUAAGCUCGGGAUCAAUCGUAUACGCGCAAUCUUGAGACUAAAAAAGCUGGAACAGCUUUGGGUCAUGAACAAGAUACGUCAUCAUCAAUUCCAAUCGAGAAUGGAGCGAUAUCUCGGUGCUCAAAUCGACCCCUACGACAAGAGCCGGCAAGCGGCUCGAGACUCGGCGAACAGGAUCGACAUCGACGUGCAUACGCAUUCUAUUGGUGAAUCAACACGAUUGCAACGCGUCUAUUUCGAGAUGGUACCUGAGGGCCAGAAUCCGCCCCUAGCACAACACCUUGAUCUUGCUCAGGCUGUGACUGAAGAGGCUGAGGCCGCAUUGGCUGGUAGCAAAAAGGCGCUCAGCUUGAGGCACCUAACUGUCGCCCCGGUCACAUUGCUGAAAGAAAAUGGAACACCGUAUGAUUCAGCGACCAAAUACAAGUGGUUUUAUCCUGCCAAAGCAGGUCGAACCCCCUACACCUUCAUCGACGCGGGCGAUCGCUAUCGCAGGGGUGGAACCAGGACGAAGAAGGCUAAAACCGACGAGGAGGGCAAGAAAGUUGCACCCGCGGUACCAGGGCAAAGUCGACGACUUCAGCUUGCAUUGGAGGCAGUGAAGCUGAAGGCCGAGCAACGCAUGAUUUCAGAAGAGAUUGCGACUCGAGAAGCGAUGCGCUUGAAGCGUCAGCAGAUAGCAAAGCAUGAACUUGCAAGCGCUCGGCAGAAGGUGCCAACGGUCGAGAUUCAGCUUUAA